CUAACCACCAUUGCAUACUUGCAGUUUAUGCGGGAGAUGGCAGGGGCCUGGCAGAUGACAGUGGAGCAGAAGUUCGGCCUGUUUUCCGCGGAGAUAAAGGAAGCGGACCCCCUAGCAGCAUCGGAAGCCAGUCAACCCAAACCUUGUGCCCCCGAAGUGACCCCCCACUACAUUUGGAUUGACUUCCUGGUGCAGCGGUUCGAGAUCGCCAAGUACUGCAGCUCUGACCAAGUGGAGAUCUUCUCCAGCCUGCUGCAGCGCUCCAUGUCCUUGAACAUCGGUGGGGCCAAGGGGAGCAUGAACCGGCACGUGGCAGCCAUCGGGCCUCGCUUCAAACUGCUGACUCUGGGGCUGGCCCUCCUGCACGCCGACGUGGUCCCAAAUGCAACCAUUCGCAACGUGCUUCGAGAGAAGAUCUACUCCACCGCCUUUGACUACUUCAGUUGCCCCCCAAAGUUCCCUACUCAAGGAGAAAAGAGGCUGCGUGAAGACAUAAGCAUAAUGAUUAAGUUUUGGACAGCCAUGUUCUCAGACAAGAAGUACCUGACUGCCAGCCAGCUUGUUCCCCCAGAUAACCAAGACACCCGGAGCAAUCUGGACAUAGCAGUCGGCUCUCGGCAGCAGGCCACUCAAGGCUGGAUCAACACCUACCCCCUGUCCAGUGGCAUGUCGACCAUCUCCAAGAAGUCAGGCAUGUCCAAGAAAACCAACCGGGGCUCCCAGCUGCACAAGUACUACAUGAAGCGGAGGACGCUGCUGCUGUCCCUGCUGGCCACCGAGAUUGAGCGUCUCAUCACAUGGUACAAUCCACUGUCGGCCCCGGAGUUGGAGCUGGACCAGGCCGGAGAGAACAGUGUGGCCAACUGGAGGUCCAAGUACAUCAGCCUGAGUGAGAAGCAGUGGAAAGACAACGUUAACCUCGCCUGGAGCAUCUCUCCUUACCUGGCCGUGCAACUGCCAGCCAGGUUUAAGAACACAGAAGCCAUCGGCAACGAAGUGACCCGUCUCGUGCGGUUGGACCCAGGAGCUGUUAGUGACGUCCCCGAAGCUAUCAAGUUCCUGGUCACCUGGCACACCAUUGACGCCGACGCGCCCGAGCUCAGCCACGUGCUGUGCUGGGCACCCGCCGACCCGCCCACGGGCCUCUCCUACUUCUCCAGCAUGUACCCGCCGCACCCUCUCACCGCGCAGUACGGGGUGAAAGUCCUGCGGUCCUUCCCGCCGGAUGCCAUCCUGUUCUACAUCCCCCAGAUUGUGCAGGCCCUCAGGUAUGACAAGAUGGGCUACGUGCGAGAGUAUAUUCUGUGGGCAGCAUCCAAAUCCCAGCUUCUGGCACACCAAUUUAUCUGGAACAUGAAAACUAACAUCUAUCUGGAUGAAGAAGGGCACCAGAAAGACCCUGACAUCGGUGACCUCUUGGAGCAGUUAGUGGAGGAGAUCACUGGCUCCUUGUCGGGCCCAGCCAAGGACUUCUACCAGCGGGAAUUUGAUUUCUUUAACAAGAUCACCAACGUGUCAGCCAUCAUCAAGCCCUACCCUAAAGGCGACGAGAGGAAGAAGGCAUGCCUGUCAGCUCUGUCUGAAGUGAAAGUGCAGCCGGGCUGCUACCUGCCCAGCAACCCUGAGGCCAUCGUACUGGACAUCGACUACAAGUCCGGGACGCCCAUGCAGAGUGCUGCUAAAGCCCCGUAUCUGGCUAAAUUUAAGGUGAAACGAUGUGGAGUUAGUGAACUUGAAAAAGAAGGUCUGCGGUGCUGCUCGGACUCCGAGGACGAGUGUGGCACACAGGAGGCUGACAGCCAAAAGAUCUCGUGGCAGGCAGCCAUCUUCAAAGUGGGAGACGACUGCCGGCAGGACAUGCUGGCUCUGCAGAUUAUUGACCUUUUCAAGAACAUCUUCCAGCUGGUUGGCCUGGACCUCUUUGUCUUCCCCUACCGUGUGGUGGCCACCGCCCCCGGGUGUGGAGUGAUUGAGUGCAUCCCCGACUGUACCUCUCGGGACCAGCUGGGCCGCCAGACAGACUUCGGCAUGUACGACUACUUCACGCGCCAGUACGGGGACGAGUCAACGCUGGCCUUCCAGCAGGCGCGCUACAACUUUAUCCGCAGCAUGGCUGCCUACAGCCUCCUGCUGUUCCUGCUGCAGAUCAAGGACAGGCACAACGGGAACAUCAUGUUGGACAAGAAGGGCCACAUCAUCCACAUCGACUUUGGCUUCAUGUUCGAAAGCUCACCGGGUGGCAACCUUGGCUGGGAACCAGACAUCAAGCUGACCGAUGAGAUGGUGAUGAUCAUGGGGGGCAAGAUGGAGGCCACGCCCUUCAAGUGGUUCAUGGAGAUGUGUGUCCGUGGCUACCUGGCUGUGCGGCCCUACAUGGAUGCAGUCGUCUCUCUGGUCACUCUCAUGUUGGACACGGGCCUGCCCUGCUUCCGUGGCCAGACAAUCAAGCUUUUGAAGCACAGGUUCAGCCCCAACAUGACUGAGAGAGAGGCUGCGAAUUUCAUCAUGAAGGUCAUUCAGAGCUGCUUCCUCAGCAACAGGAGCCGGACCUAUGACAUGAUCCAGUACUAUCAGAACGACAUCCCCUACUGAGGGUGCGGCCGGACCAGCGGUUACGGCCACCACCCCCCGCAAGCCCGCAAGCCGUCCCGCAAUCGUGGAGCCGAGCAAGCACAUCCCCACCCCGGCUGCCGCAUGUGUUCAAAGGGGGUGAGCUGCCGGUAGCCCCAUCAUUCCAUCCAUUAGAGUUAUUUUUAUAGGAUAAAUAGGACAAAAAUACACCAUGCCGAGCCUGGCAAUCCACUCCUUCCUGGCGUGACCCACAAGUGACAUGUGAGGCUGAAAUGACAAUCAUCUGAGGACACUCUCUGCAUGGGUGUGAAUACUUCAUUUGCACUGGACACAUUCCCAACACAUUCCCUACCUGUCUUAUUGCAUAGGUACAUGAAGUAUUUUCUUGUGUAUAAAAAAUUAUAUUCAAUUUAAGAUUUAACCAAUGUGAACAAAAUAAAACAACAAAAGUGUGGAGUCCA
Messenger RNA from Leptonychotes weddellii (Weddell seal), 3032 nucleotides. Lineage: Eukaryota; Metazoa; Chordata; Mammalia; Carnivora; Phocidae. The record is from RefSeq and is a predicted model, not a curated record.